Molecule: messenger RNA, 1044 nt
Organism: Amborella trichopoda
Lineage: Eukaryota; Viridiplantae; Streptophyta; Magnoliopsida; Amborellales; Amborellaceae
Product: senescence-specific cysteine protease SAG39
Biological process (GO): proteolysis
Molecular function (GO): cysteine-type peptidase activity
Source: RefSeq, a predicted model, not a curated record
AUGGCUGCUAGAGUUGCUUCACCACUUUCUUGUUUGUGCUUGUGUUUGGCCUUGUUUCUCAUCAGCCUUUGGCUACCGUUUGCAACUCCUCGCAGGCUGGAAGAGGAAUCCUCAUCGUCAAUGUCGGCGAGGUUUGAGCAAUGGAUGGCUCUUCAUGGCCGCCAGUACAUGGAUGCACAAGAGAAGGAGCAACGCUCCCAGAUAUUCGAGGAAAAUCUGAAAUUCAUAGACUCUGUGAAUGCGGGGGGCCGACCUUACAAACUGAGCGCGAACAAGUUUGCAGACCUCACCAACGAUGAAUUCAGGGCCAUGCACAUGGGCUUCAAGGGUCAUGAAUGCCCCACGAGGGCAUCUGAUGCUCCCUUCAUGUAUGCCAAUGUUUCAGCACCGGCCAGCAUGGAUUGGAGGAAAAAAGGGGCUGUUACUCAAGUCAAGGAUCAAGGCCAAUGUGGUUGUUGUUGGGCAUUUUCUGCUGUUGCUGCCGUGGAGGGCAUAACCCAAAUCAAGACUGGGAAGUUGGUAUCUCUAUCUGAGCAAGAAGUGGUAGACUGUGACACCAAAGGAGAAGAUCAGGGCUGCAAUGGAGGCUUCAUGGAUGAUGCAUUCGAGUUUAUCAUAAACAACCACGGCCUGACCACCGAGGCUAAAUACCCCUACAAGGCAGUUGAUGGUACGUGCAACACCAAAAAGGCAUCCUCCGGUGCUGCUAAAAUCACAGGAUAUGAGGAUGUUCCUACAAACAAUGAGAAGGCACUGGUCAAGGCCGUUGCCAACCAGCCCGUCUCCGUCGCCAUUGACGCGAGUGGGUAUGAAUUCCAGUUCUACUCUGGGGGUGUCUUCAAUGGCGAUUGUGGUACAGAGCUAGACCAUGGUGUAACUGCAGUAGGGUAUGGAGUUUCUAGUGAUGGGACUAAAUAUUGGCUAGUGAAAAAUUCAUGGGGCGAGGAAUGGGGAGAGAAAGGAUACAUAAGGAUGCAGCGGGAUGUUGCCUCAAAAGAGGGCCUUUGUGGCAUAGCGAUGGAAGCGUCCUACCCUACUGCAUAA